Messenger RNA from Moneuplotes crassus, 1274 nucleotides. The record is from the annotation of a GenBank genome assembly. NCBI's taxonomy places the organism in Eukaryota, Ciliophora, Spirotrichea, Euplotida, Euplotidae.
UUUUGAGAAAUGUUUGAUUCUAUUUUUGACCCUGAGAAGAGUGCAGAGAAGAUGAUGAAUAAUAUAGUGACUCCCAGAAGGAAUUCAUAUAUUUGUAGUAGCACGAGUAAAUUAUAAAGCAAAAGAAUAAGUACCCUUUGCCAUUGGAUAACGUGAAAAUGGCUUUUAGGGAGGAUUUGAAGAAGGGGUUUUAUCAGGAUUCGCCGAUAAUGAUCAGGCCAGAGUAUUUGUGUACACUCAGGGAGAGUAUUAAGACGAUGGAGUCUGAAGGAAAACCUCUUAAUAUCAAACUGAACCAGACACCUAAGAUAAAAUAAACGGCCUCAAACUGCUAAGGCCAUGAGAAAGUCGAUGAAACCAUCAGUAAGAAAAGUGAAACUAAGUGUUGAGCAAAGGAACAUCAUAAAUGCAGCUAAGAAAAAUAUUUUCUCCUAUUUCAAAAGAGUCUGUUCUAAAUAAAAGAUUUAAAAGCAACGAAGGAAUUGUUCAAAAGCAGCCAACUUUGAGCGUCAGCCAGAUCCACAACUUAAAAAUGAACUCAAAACUUCCUGGGUCAGAGAAGAUCAAAAAGGCUUUAGAGUCUAAUUCCAAACCAACUAGGAAGUCUUUUGGAGGAGCUCAAGAGGAGCCAAAGGCCAAAACUUUCAGUGUCAAAGACGAGCUGGGCAAUACAGCACUUUACUAUGCAGUCGAUGGUGGCUUCUUUGAAAGUGUUGACCUCAUUCUCAAAACAGGCGUUAAUAUUAACAUUAGGAAUGAAGACGGCAAUACAUGCUUACAUAAAGCAAUGAUAAGAGACAAUGAAAGGAUGAUUAAUUACCUCGUUGCUAGAGGAGCGAAUAUUCAUGCUUUGAAUAAUUAUAAGCAAACACCACUUUUUUAUGCAUCUAAUUAUAUUUUGAAAUAAGUAUGGAUAUCUUCAGCAAUUAGCUGUAAUAGACAGGGAGAAGCGUCCUGAGAAAAGAAAAACUCCCAAGAUCAUGAAGCAAUACCUAAAAGAGUUAAAGACCAAACUUGGGGAUAAGAAAAGUGGAAGAGGGACAAGAACACUUAGAAUUCGCCUUACUAAAUCCUUCGCUCAAUCCAAAAACCCUAAGUCUCUUAAGAGGGCCAAAAAGAAAAGCAGACAGAUGAGUACGAUCGAUAUCAGGCAAGCAAAUUAUCAGCCAAAACUUCAUAUUAAGAAACCAAAAAAAAAGAAACUUAAAGGAUUCAAAAUGACCCAAGGAGGGCAAAUAGGUCCCAUAAAUAUUAAAUUGUAGCCCUUUUCAAUA